This is a messenger RNA of Panicum hallii, 1692 nucleotides long. RefSeq lists its product as uncharacterized. Bases 30 to 1268 code for a protein of 412 amino acids. The transcript has 2 exons. The record is from RefSeq and is a predicted model, not a curated record. NCBI's taxonomy places the organism in Eukaryota, Viridiplantae, Streptophyta, Magnoliopsida, Poales, Poaceae. Gene Ontology annotation, molecular function: protein binding.
CCCAAAUCGACUUCCUGUAGGCGCCGCCGAUGUCGUCUGCGGUUCCGUCCGCCGUCCCGGCGCCGGAGAGGCGACCCGAAACCACCGCCGUCGACGGCGUCCUGCCCAGUGAACUGCUGAUCGAGAUCCUGCUGCUGCUCCCGGCCAAGGAUGUCUGCCGCGUCCGCGCCGUCUGCCCCUCCUGGCGGUCCCUCACCUACGACCCGCUCUUCGUCGCGGCCUACGCCGCUCGCCACCCGGGCCCGCUCCUCGCCGUGAACAACGGCGGCGCCUGCAUAGAUCUUGUGGACCUCUCUGGAGAUGUCGUCAAACGGCUUCGCACCACCAUGGAGGGCUAUUAUGAACCCAGGGUUCUCUGCACGCGCUUCGAAUAUGUCUUACUCCAAGGUCAAGACCACAUUAUCAGCGUGAUUGACCCUGUCUCUGGGUCUGUCUCCGCCUUACCUGUUGGCAUUGCAGAGGGUCUUGCAUGUCCUGGCUCGGGGUACCCUUUCUGGAUUGCACUGGGGCAGGUAGCUUCCAAAGGAGAGUACAAGCUUGUUCGCAUUGUUGGUGAGGACCUCAUGGGUGGUGGAUAUGGCGAUGGUCACUUGUGCGAGGUUUUCACAUUUGGAGAAGGGAUUGGACACUGGUGGAAGAAUGAUAAUCCAGCAGCUUAUCGAGGUGGAAUUGGACAGUGGAGGAAGGUAGAGAGUCCACCAGCAUAUCUCGAUCCAAGUUUCACCAAUGGAGUGGUUGUUAAAGGAGCUGCCUACUACUUCUUUGAUCGAUGGCACUUUGAACAACCAUACAUCGACAGCUAUAACAUCAAGCCUGGCUGUAUACCUUCCUUCAACCUGGAGACUGAGCAGUGGAGUGUCGCUGUCCAAGGGCCAAUAAGCCAAAUUAUUGAGAAAUCCAAUGGCGUGCUUAAUUACAGAGACCUUGGUGGUCGGAUAAUGUUAGGUGAACAUAAAGAUUUCUUGGUUACAGUACACUACAAUAAGAAGACCUCCACCGUAGACUUGUGGUUUUUGAUGGACGCUGAGAAUUCUUUAUGGUCCAGACAGCACAUCAUACAAAUUGGUAAUAUUCCAGGUAGUAUGCUAGUAGGUGUUCAGCCUGUGUUGGUGUUAGAUGAUGGACGGAUAAUCCUAUUGGUCCGGACACAGUCAAAAGAUUUGUUGCGGAUUUACAGUCCAGGAACCAACAAUGCCACAGUUCUACAAGUGAUGGCAAGCUCUUCAUAUGUUGGAGUUGGAAUAUAUACAGGAAGUCUGUUGUGUUGAUAGUGUGGCUACAAAGGGAGCAAAGAAACUGCGGAACUUUACAAAGUGCUGUACCGGGUAUGGAACUCUAUGUGAGGUGCUACCACUAUGAUCAAGGAAAUUACCAGCCCUUAUGUUCAUCUGAUAAUUGAAAAUUCUUGCUUGCAUUAUAUAUACUACUGGUUUAGAAAGAUUGUUAGUUUCUCUCUUCAAAAUUUGUCGUAUGUAGAAAACAUCUUAUGGUAAUGCGACAGUUACGUGAAUUGUGAGCUUGACCUAAUCCUAGCCUUAUGGAGCAUGGAUGUCAGUAAUGAAUUGAAUCAGGCUUGCUGGAAGUAUUGCUAUGUAGCUCUUGAACCUGGAAUGUAUGGCCCGGGUUGAGUUUGUGUAGGAAAUAUGCCGUGCAUGAAUAUAUUGAAAUAUUGGUUCAGCAUUGUUUGCCUUU